Lycium barbarum (goji berry) is the source of this 2124-nucleotide messenger RNA. RefSeq lists its product as uncharacterized. Lineage: Eukaryota; Viridiplantae; Streptophyta; Magnoliopsida; Solanales; Solanaceae. Bases 160 to 1956 code for a protein of 598 amino acids. The transcript is spliced from 3 exons. The record is from RefSeq and is a predicted model, not a curated record.
UUUUUACUAUUCGGUCAUGCUUAUCUCCUUAUCCUAAACAAAACAAACACCACCCCUUAAGCUAUCAAAAUUUCUCUCUGUUUUUCAAACGGGUUCUCGUGACAUUCUUGAAGUAGUACUACUGCUGUAUAAUAACUGUUGCUUCUAUCGUUUUUCAGGAUGGAAGAUCAAAUUGUGGAGUGGAGGAUUGUGGAGCAUACUUCUUUAGAAGAUGAGGAAGAAGAAGAAGAUGAUGAUAACGAGGGGGAAAUGAAAGAGAGUAAGAUAAGAUGGAUUUUUAAUAAAGGAUUGUGGUUGGGGAAGAAGGUUAUGAUCACCGGUAUUGUAAUCUCUUCUGCGCCAGUAGUUCUCCCUCCGCUUUUCGUUAUUUCUGCACUUGGGUUUGCAUCUUCGGUCCCUUUUGGUAUUGCUUUUGCUGGUUAUACUUGUACUGAGAAGCUUAUGAACAAGUUGCUUCCAAGAUCAGAGCCACCACCUCUAUUGUUGGAGUAUGAGGAAAUGUAUGGAGACGACGAAGACGAAUUUGAUGAACAAGUAGGAGGGAAAGGUCCUGGUUUUGGUGGUGAAAUGUUGAUGGAAGAAGAGGAAAAGAAUGAAAAGGAGGAUGUAAAAGAAGGGGUUGAAAUGAGGAUUGAGUUGGUGAUGGAUGAGAGCGCGGGACCUACUCUUGUUGAAGAUGAAGACGUUGGAAGAGCCGAAGAAGAAAGAGAGACUAAUGUUGAUGAGGGUGUUAAAGAGGAAGGAUAUGAAGAAGAUGUGGGUGAAUACUUGGAAGGAGAGAGUGAGGGACCAAUGAAGGAGAUGAAUUUGGAAACUGAACGAGGGAGAGAAGCAGAAAAUUGGGAAUUUGAUGAAAAAAUUAAGAAAACAGAGGGUUUGGAUCUGGUGGCCACAGAAGCCAGGGGAGAAAAUGAGGGUGAAAAAGAUGUUACUUUAACACCAGGUCUGCCAGAGAGGAAUUUGGUUGAAGUAUAUGAAGAGAAUUCAGGUGGACUUGAGGGAAAUGAGGAUGGGAAAGAUACUCGUCCAGAAGUAGUAGAGAAGUCAUUGGAAAGCAAAGAUGAGAAGGUAGAUAGUCUUGUGAAAGAGAUUCAAGGAACAAAAACUGAAAAAGGACCUGAGGUUACUUCAGAAGAAAAAGAGGUUUUAGAAGUAACGAAGAAACCAAAUGUCAGCAAAAGCUCGAAGAAACACCACAAAAAGAAGAAAGCAAAUGAUGGGAAAAAUGUUGCAAUAUCAGAUAAAGGGGAAGGGUUGAGCAACAAGCAGCAGGAAGACACUGAUGUGAAAAUGAUAGUAAAAAAGGAAGAGAUGAGGGAUGAAGUUGAGGUGAAGCAAGACGAGAAGCAUUUACCAGUGAAAAGGGAGACUAAAGAAGGAAAAGACGAGGUCAACCGAAGUGGUGCUUCCAAAAAGGCAAAGAAAGCUGCUGAGGUGGACAAAACACUGUCCGGGAGCAGAGAUACAAGAAAUGGCAAGGAUGUUGGGCAAGCUGCAAACUCAACUAAGGAUCCUAAAGAAAUAUCCAAUGGUAAGCAUGUCGCUAAAGAUGCUUCUCGCCCAUUGGAAGGAAAAGAUAACCUGGUAGUUGCAAAAGAGGUUCAAAGGAAGGCAUCUGAUGUCCAAGGGAACCUUCCGUCUGAAAGAAAAGGGACCACUGAUCAAAAGAAAAAUGCAAAUGCAAGUGGUGUCCCUCAGGUUCCUGGAAGAGCAGGGAUUGCGGAGGCCAAACAUGCCAAGGAGCUCUUCAGUGAGGAGAAGAUAUGGGAGAAGAUAAACGCAAUGAGAACAAUCGUAGGAUACACGGUGGCACCUCAACCUUUGUUGGUAGAUGAACUAAAGGCAUUAUACAUCUUUACUGGAGUCGAGCCGCCAUCUAUGUUCAGUAACUUGUCCAAUUUGGCAGAAGUGAAUGACAAGCUUCAGUUUCUUAUGUCGAUUGUGGGGAUAAAGUGAACUAUUAGUGCUUUGUUUGGACAGUAUUUUCUCAUUAUCUCCUUUUGUGUUGUUAGUUUGUUAAAUUUUACCUUGAUACCGGAUUUGUGUAUGAUUAUGCUAGAAAUUGCACUAAGAUAUUUCGCUGUAAAAUCAUCACCUUGAAUGUCAUACAGUGAGUUCUGGAUC